AUGACUAGUCUUCCCACAAAUCUACUUGCAGCUAUAACCAAAACUAUCGAGGAUGCAUUUGAGAAAGUGAGAAAGGAAGACCACGAAACGAUAGAGAGAUUAAGAGAAGAAAAUAAUGCAUUAAAAGAGACUAUCCGACUACACCAAGAAGAAAUUGGAACUUUGAAAUCCAGGGUAAAAGAAGAUGCAAGAUCCAGCCAAUUCUCGUCUCCUUCAAAUAAGGGUCCAAUACUACAUAUUUCCCCCAAGUCAACACAAGGGUCGCGCAAAGGAAGUGCAACCGACACCAACACGAAAACACCAUCAAUUGACAAUAUCUAUCAGCUUCCAACUCAAUAUAGUGAUACCGAUGAGGAGGGGAAUACUGUGGAAAAGACAUCGUCUCCAGUAAAAAUCAACUACGCACCACGGAAAGGGUCAAUGAGUGGGAAUGCAUCAUCAGGGUCCACCAUUUUUGUUGGCAGCAAAAUUGGUUCUGUCCAAGUGAAGCAUCAAUUGAGCCCAACUAGAUAUGAAAGCAAAGGCAACAGUAACGGCAACUUACACACACACUCACCACCUCGCAAGAUAGCUCGUUACAAAAGUAUCGAACUUAAAGAGGAUGAAGGUGUUGAUGAAAAUACCCCACCUGCAUUCCAGGGCAAGAUGAACUCAAGUGAGGAUGUCGAACAAAUUGCAGAUUCCCAGGAGGAAGACGAAGCAAACCACGUCAUUAGCCAAACAGUAAUUGCAGCAACACCUGAACCAUCAUUGCCACCACUAAUUGAAAUACCAAAGAACUUAACCCUGAUUCAAACUCGACAGUACCUUUCUCGUUAUUACGCCAAUAUACUCAAAUCUGACCCCAAUUUCAAAAUAAACUUGCAUCAAAACCCAAUAAAGCAAAUAUCGUGGGAUUUCAGUGAUUUUAUUGCCAACAAAAACUACAAACCAGACAAUUUCACCCAAUUCAUCAAACGUAACUCGAUAAUGGAUGCCAAAAAAUUCAAUCAAUACAAACAAUUUUACAAUUUCAAUCAAAGUCAACAAGAUUUUGAAGAUAAACUACUGCAAAUAUUUGACAAGUUUGAGUCUCCGCCGGGGUUUAUGCAACUGGAUUUCCCAAGUACGCAAGAAUUGGACGAAAGGAAGCGGACUAUACAAGAACGACAACUGAAAAGAUUAGCGAGAAGGAUAGCUAGUUGUGUGACGGUGGAAAAUGGGGUUCAAAUUGGGGAGUUUGUGUUUGGGCAUGAAGUGUUAAAUCAGUAUGUUAUACGGGGACGUUGGUAUGUUGAAGGGAGUUAA
This is a messenger RNA of Lodderomyces parapsilosis, 1287 nucleotides long. RefSeq names its product ssDNA endodeoxyribonuclease. The transcript has a single exon. NCBI's taxonomy places the organism in Eukaryota, Fungi, Ascomycota, Pichiomycetes, Serinales, Debaryomycetaceae. The coding region runs from base 1 to 1287 and encodes 428 amino acids. The record is from RefSeq and is a predicted model, not a curated record.